AUGGCUUCCCCAAGCAGCUCCCCGACCCCGGCGGAGGGACUCGAACUCGGCGGCGACCUCUCCCUCGACGACAGCAGUGGCACCUCGGAGAAACUCUCACCGUCCAACGUCAACCGCAUCCUGACUGAGUUUUCCAUGUACUUCAUCCGCGGCAUCGUGCUCUUCUACCCUGUGUACCUUACGGGAUACCUCGGCCUGAGCGUGAGCUGGCUGCUGCUGUGUAUGCUCAUGGUCACCUGGUGGAAGAAGAACCGACAGUGGAAGUAUUCCCGCAUCGGGACAGCCAUCGACUUUGUGGACAACGAGACGCAGGUGGUGAGCACGGAGCUCAAGAAGUCUCUGCAGAUGGCAUCGUGGAUCCAAUUCAACGAUGUGGAGAAAGUCGAGUGGGUUAAUAAGGUUUUGGAGCAGGCGUGGCCUUUCUUUGGGAUGUUCAUGGAGAAACUUCUUCGGGAAAGCAUCCAGACUGCCGUCAGACAGUCCAGCUCUGAGCUGAAGACGUUCACGUUCACCAAGAUCCACUUUGGACACAUACCUCUGAGGAUCGUUGGCAUAAAAGCGUACACCCAUGAGGUGGACCACAGGGAGGUGGUCCUGGACCUGACCGUCAAUUAUGAAGGCGACGUGGACAUCGAUGCAGAGCUGAAGUCGGCCAUCACAGCUGGUGUCAAAGGUCUAAAGCUGCGGGGGAUGAUCAGGGUGAUUCUGGAGCCUCUCAUUGGAGAAGUGCCACUAGUGGGAGGAGUCACCUUCUUUUUCAUUCGUCGCCCAACCCUUGAAAUCAACUGGACUGGCAUGACCAACAUUUUGGAUAGCCCCGCCUUCAGUUCUCUUUCGGAAGAGACCAUCAUGGACAUCAUAGCCUCUCUCAUGGUGUUGCCCAACCGCAUGUGCUUUCCACUCAUUGACCAAGUCAAAGUGGACCAAAUGAGGUUUCCCCUUCCCCGUGGAGUUGUAAGAGUCCACUUAUUGGAGGCACGAGACCUGGUGGCCAAGGACACGUACAUGCUGGGCUUGGUGAAGGGCAAGUCGGAUCCCUAUGCGACCCUCCGCGUUGGCGAUCGGAACGUCAAGACCAAGACCAUCAAAGAGAACCUACACCCCAGAUGGGAUGAAGUCUAUGAGUUUGUUGUUCACGAGGCACCUGGACAAGAGCUGGAAGUGGAGAUUUUUGAUGAAGACACAGACAAAGAUGACUUUAUUGGAAGGUAUCACCUGGAUCUGGGAGAAGUGAAGAAGGAGAAGGAAAUGGAUCAGUGGUUUCCUCUGGAGGGGAUCCAGAGUGGAGAAGUGCAUCUGAAGCUUCGCUGGCUUUCACUACAAUGUGACUCCACUUUGCUGAAGGAGUCUUCUGAGGGCUACGCCUGUGCCAUGCUUGCCGUGUAUCUGGACAACGCCUCCAACCUGCCUAAAGACCUCAGUGAGAUUGAGCACCAUCAAAAAAAGAAGCAUGGGAGAGAAGGUCGGCUCACGAGAAAGUCCGCAGGUCCGAGCUCCUUUGUGGAAAUGUCCAUCAGUGACAACGUUCAGAAAAGCAAGGUUGUGUUUUCAAAUAAAGACCCCGUGUGGGAAGAGGGCUUCACUUUCUUCGUGCAUGAUGUGAAAACACAGCAGCUCAUUGUUCAGGUGAAAGAAAACGAGAAGAAGUCCCAGAUUGGCAUUCUCCGCCUGCCCAUCAGUCGCUUCAUGAACGUUUCCAACAUGAUGCUAGAUCAGCGCUUCUUGCUCGAGCAGUCGGGAGCGAACAGCCAGAUCAAACUCAAGGCUACGCUGAGGAUUCUUACUAUUGAACAGCCACCACCCAAGCCCAUCAUCAGACCUCAAGGGGACCAACAAAUACCACCUAGCAACAUGAGUGCAUCCUCCUUAUCUGCACUUUCUUCACACACGAGUCCCGCUGGUCGAGUCUCGUCCGCACCCAACUCGGGCAACCCUCGGACAAUCCUUCCCGAGGACUACUCCACUCACCGGCGGGGUUCUUACCUGGCUUCAGAGGCCUUAAGGCCGGCUCCGGCUACGAUGAACAUGCGGCGGUAUGACUCCCACAGCCUCCUGUCAGAGAACGCGUUGGCAUCGUCACGCUUCGAUCUGGCAGAUGGAGCUUCGUAUCCAGAGGUCAUCCUUAAACAUCGUGGUUCAUUUGGUGAGAUCAACCUGACUGUGCGUUAUGCCACCUUGAGGAACAAACUUGUCAUUUUGGUCAACUCUUGCAGGGACAUCUUUCCCUGCAGCGAAAAUGGAACGGACUCUUAUGUGCGGAUGUAUUUGCUCCCGGACCAAACGUGGAGACACCGCAAGAGGACCCACGUCAAGAAGAGGACUGUCAAUCCCGUCUUUGAGGAGAAGUUUGAGUUCGACGUAUCCCUCCAAGAGGCCCUAACACGCACGUUGGACGUGGCGGUGAAAAACAACAGAAUGUUCCACAUGCGGGAAAAGAAGGACAUUGGCAUGGUGCUGAUCAGUCUUGCUGAGCUCGAUUUAGUCAAAGGUGUCACCAACUGGUACAAGCUCUCUUUACAAGGGCUGAAGCGUCACAGCACGGGGGCGCUAUAACGGCACAACUGCUACUUUCAGAGCAAGCUCCACAUCUAUGCUGCGAGGCCUCUGAAGCUCUUCCCGUCGCUUUAUUUGAAUUAAAGAGCGCGAGCUGGGUUGACGUUACAAUUACAACACACCGGAAUUACUGUCACAAAUCUGAGGAUUAUUUCUGCUUUUUUCUUUUUUUAUAAUAGGGUGUUGUUUCUAAGAUGUAGUUUUGCAAUCUGAUGUAAAUACUUUUUUUUUUUUUUUUAAAUCUGAGGUUCAUUUUGAUAAGGGGAGGUAAAAAUAAAAAAUAUCUAUAUUUAGGUUGGUGGACGCACUGACUUGAGAAGGUGGAGUGUUUUUGAAUGGGUCCACAUUUGUGUUUCUGGAAUAUUGUGAAUACAUUUGAAAGUUUGACAGUAAAAUUCCUUCAAACACAA
Syngnathoides biaculeatus (alligator pipefish) is the source of this 2963-nucleotide messenger RNA. It is a transcript of the gene esyt3, whose product is annotated as extended synaptotagmin-like protein 3. Gene Ontology annotation, biological process: lipid transport. The coding region runs from base 1 to 2553 and encodes 850 amino acids. The transcript has 23 exons. The record is from RefSeq and is a predicted model, not a curated record. Lineage: Eukaryota; Metazoa; Chordata; Actinopteri; Syngnathiformes; Syngnathidae. Gene Ontology annotation, molecular function: lipid binding.